This is a messenger RNA of Musa acuminata subsp. malaccensis (wild Malaysian banana), 2004 nucleotides long. The record is from RefSeq and is a predicted model, not a curated record. NCBI's taxonomy places the organism in Eukaryota, Viridiplantae, Streptophyta, Magnoliopsida, Zingiberales, Musaceae.
AUGGAAGCAGAAGGGGGAGCGGCAGCUGGGUGCUGCGAUGGGUUUGCAGGGAAGAGACUCUGUGGUCCUCUUCCGCCACCUCCUCUUUUGACACCAUUGGAAAGGUUUCUUUCGAGUUGCUGCCGAGAGGAGCCCGAUCAUGGAGAUCCACAGGGGUUGACUGAUGUCCUGCUUGGGGCAGUCGGCUUUUCUGCUAAUGGCAAUCUUGGGGCUUCAAACAACUCAUCGUUUUCUAAUGGUAAUUCUGCUGCAGCCAAUGUCGUGAAAGGGCAGUGGACAGCUGAGGAAGAUAGCAUGUUGGUUCGUCUGGUUAAGCAACAUGGCGUUAGGAAGUGGUCUCAGAUUGCCAAGAAUUUGGUUGGUAGGAUCGGGAAGCAGUGCAGAGAAAGAUGGCACAACCAUCUACGCCCUGACAUCAAGAAGGAUAUGUGGACCGAGGAAGAGGAGAAGCAACUAGUGGAAGCUCACAUGAGCUUUGGGAACAGAUGGGCUGAGAUCGCAAAGCAAAUCCCUGGCAGAUCCGAGAACUCCAUUAAGAACCACUGGAACGCCACCAAAAGAAAGCUGAACGCUAAGAGGAGGAGCAAGAGGAAGGCAACCAAAGGGGGAAGAUGUCCUCCCUCCGUUCUGCAAAACUACAUCCUGAGUAAGACUCGAGACCUCAGCAAAACAUGCAGCACCACCAAUACAACAACUGUGUCAAAACAAUUAGACACCCCAUACUGGCAACCGCACAACCCCUCAUCGGGUCAGGAUCCCACGAGCAGUGUGGAGGAGAGCUUUCCGUACAUACACGAAGUGUUGGAGCAGUCAUCGGUGCCUAACGGAAGCAUAGAGGAAGGAGGGAUUCAUGGAGGGGAAGCCCACAAUUCUUGCAAUCAUUAUUCGCUCGAUUUCCUGCACUUCGACGACGACGACUUCCUGCCUAUCGGUGAUGUGUGCCAAUGCAUGCAAUUGCCUUAUUCUGCACCUGAAACUAUCGCCAUUGACCCGGCUUGUCAUCGACCUAAUACAUGGUCUGAACUCUAUCCACCCUGUCUAUUCGAUGGAGCUCUUUCUUCAUCAACAGGCCUACUCGAGAUGGACAGUAAAUCCCAGAUCCUGAAAGAUCAAGCUUCUUCGAGUAGCAAGAGAGACUUGGAUCUGGUGGAGAUGAUGUCCUUGCAGUUCUCUUCCUCGCAGCGCAGCAGCAGCAGCAACAGCAUGUUACUGAGUUCUGAUCCAAAUUACUUGUGAUCGUCGAGUCUUUUGCUCUUCUCUUCCAUAUUGCAACAACCGGAAUUACGUGCAUGGGUCGUGCUUCCAUGCAUGCAUGCAUUGUAAUGCGCGUCAAUAGUACAGACUUACGUUAAGCUUCAAUACAUUGACAGAUAAGUCCCCAAAAGAAGACAAAGAUAGUUAGAGUUAGUGCACUUCUUUCUUGCUUGCUGCCUUUAUUCGCACAACUUUUGUCUCUACUUGAGGGCUUCGUGAUUUGUGUGAGCUUAAGCGUGAAAUGUGAGGUGAGGCGUCAACUACUGUAGUUAGCUUUCCCUAACGCGUCUUUGUUUUCCCCAUCUUUUCUGAAGUCACUGCCAAGCUCACAUUUCUGCACGAUUUAAGAUCACGAGUUCGAUCGGUCAUGGUGACUGAACUUGAGUGCUUCUUAGAGCUGUGAAUGUGUGUAAUCCAGUAAGUAUAUUACAUGGUACAGUUCAACCAAUUUACACAGUGAACGACAGUUCGUGGAUUCAAUUGGCCCAAUGGCUCCUAUCUUACGAAUCUUCUCUCACUAUGUAUAUGCGUAGCACAAUAAGUAGCAAAUUUAUGGAUGAUCACAAGCGACUAUGAAGCAACUGCAUAUAUCAACAUCAUGAAAGAGAAGGGGAAGCUUGUUCUCGGCAUGCAACGUGCUCUCCGACUUCCUUAGAUCUCCCUUCAUAGGAGAAGGAAGAUCGCAGGCGCUUAGAUCAAGAGAAGAACAAUUGGAGCGAUGGCGAGAAGCUCGAGGCAACUCGAAGAAGA